GUUUCUAUUAAGUGACAUAUAGUGUUGAAGGACCCACAAAAUGUACUUAAUAUUAUUAAAACUAAUAUUGUUACAGACUGCUUUACACGCAUCAGGUUCCACGGUGAACAACGAUGAGGACUUGCCAAAAUUGAAAUGGAGUUCUACCUACAGCCUUGAAGGAGAAAGAUGGUCCCUGACUGGGGGCUGGAUUGAAGAUUUUAAAUUUUGGCGUACAACCAAAAAAUCUCGAGCUGACUUCAAUAAUGGAGCCGUGAAAUUAUUCAAUUUUAGAGGAAAACGAAGGUCUGCUUAUAAAUUUGGCGUUGAAUUUACUAUAAAUCCUAUCACAACGAAAGAAGCAGAAAUUAAGUUGAAUUGUACAAAAAGAGAAGGUGACAUUUUGCACAGAAUUUCUCUUCAUAAACUUCUUCCUGAUGUGCAUGAUUUUGAAUACGUGGGUAAAGAAGAUACACAAGUACCGAAUGUGCAUAAAUUCGUACAUGAGAGCGACGAAGAAAAUGAUUAUACUAAAAGGAUUUUGAUCGCGCAUUUAAUUGAAAAUAAAACGUGGAUACCUAUCAAGUUGGAAGAAAUUGAAUUUAAUGAUUGGUUAGGACGCCUAACUAAACAUUUAGUGUGGCAUUACUAUAACUUCAAAACUGUGGUCGAUGAGAAGGUUUUCAGUGUGGACGAAUACCCCUGUGAAAGCCACAAACAACCGUCAAAAUUAAAUGAAGUUACAAUAACAAAAGAUUUAUCAUUUAGUCACACAAACGACGAAGAACAUGUCGCGCGUAUAUUCAAGAGCUUCACGCAGAAACAUAGAAGGGUUUACAAGGAUGAAAAUGAACACGAAAUGAGGAAGGCUAUAUUUCACAAAAACAUGAGGCGUAUCAUAGCUAACAACAAUAACAAUAAUAGUGGAUUUAAACUUGGUGUCACUAAAUUUGCUGACCGUACCCCGGAAGAAAUGAAAAGGAUGAAAGGACUGUUAAAACGGAAACAAGGUGAAGUCGGGACGGUACCGUUCGCAUAUACACCUUCACAAAUAAAAGAGUUAUCCAAAAGUUUACCGGAAACUUUUGAUCAUAGAUUAUAUGGGAGGAUAACACCAGUUAACGAACAAGAAGAUUGCGGAUCGUGUUGGACCUUCGGGACAACUGCAGCUGUGGAAGGUGCACUAGCACGUGCUAAUGGCGGGAGGCUUAUCAGACUCAGCAACCAAGCUCUUAUUGACUGCGCUUGGGAAUUCGGUGCGCAGGGGUGCGACGGCGGGACGGACGUCGUUGCUUAUAAAUGGAUGAUGAAGUAUGGUCUACCGACUGAAGAGGAAUACGGUUCUUAUGAGAACAAGGAUGGUUUCUGUCGUAUUAGCAAUAUGACAAAUUUAUAUACCAUACAAGGAUUUGUUGACGUCACCCCGUUUAGCGUGGAAGCUCUUAAAGUGGCGUUGGUGUAUCACGGCCCUCUUUCAGUAUCAAUGGACGCUACAGAUCUGCUGAGCCUUUACACCCAGGGUAUAUUUUACGAUCCUUAUUGUACCAACACAGACCUGAACCACGAGGUAACUCUAGUUGGUUACGGCGUGAAUGAUGGAGAGGAAUAUUGGAUCGUCAAGAACUCAUGGGGUCCGUACUGGGGUAUGGACGGUUACUUCCAUAUCUCACAGGACAAUAACUGCGGGAUCACUACUGAACCCACUUAUGUUGUAUUUUAAAACGAAUAAUCGUAUGGUUUUAUAGGUUUAAUCUAAUUUUUAUAUACGCUUAAUUGUUUGUUUUUAUCUAUUAAACAUCUGUUUCCUUUGAAGUGUUCUGCUGGUCGCAGAAACAUUUGCUUGGGUUCGAUGCAGACAGACAACUUUUUAACCAAUAAGAUCAUAAUAUGUAUAAAACAGCGGAAGCUGGUAUAAAAAUUGGAUUAGCAUAUAAUUAAUUUUUUUGUUAAAGGCUUUAUCUUGAUCGUAAAAGUUUUAAAUAUUAAUUUAGUGUCCUAGAAAGCAAGAUUGCACGUGUAUUAGAAGUUUUAUUUACGCUUAAGAAAAUAAAUGAAUUGAAUCAAU
Messenger RNA from Zerene cesonia (dogface butterfly), 2044 nucleotides. It is a transcript of the gene Catl-like, whose product is annotated as procathepsin L-like. The record is from RefSeq and is a predicted model, not a curated record. Lineage: Eukaryota; Metazoa; Arthropoda; Insecta; Lepidoptera; Pieridae. Gene Ontology annotation, biological process: immune response. Gene Ontology annotation, cellular component: lysosome. The transcript has 14 exons. Gene Ontology annotation, molecular function: cysteine-type endopeptidase activity. Bases 41 to 1699 code for a protein of 552 amino acids.